GUGACUAAAAAUAAAAAAGUCAUUCAAAGUAUCACGCAAGAACUACAUCGUCUAACUACCACCUCGUCUAAUACCAAUAAUAUAAUUAAUGAUGAGUGUCGUUUGAGCAGUGAAGACGAAGAUAGUUCAGAAGACAGUGGAGAAGAUGACGCUAACGAAUCUUAUGAAUUACAAAGCAUAGACAGAGAAGACGUCUAUGAAGCUAGUGAGCCAUACGAAUUUCACAGGAUAGAUGAAGAUGUAUAUGAAUAUGAUGAUAAUAUAUAAGACUUUGUCAUUUAUUUUAAUAUACUAGAAAUAAUAUACAACUGAAUGCCUCUUUAAAGUCAAUAUAAUGAUCUUAAAAAUAGUAGUACUUAGCCAUCCUGCUGAUGUUUCAAACAUGCCUGUCAAUCCAAAUGAACCUACUGAUUUUUUAUGUUAUCUAGUAUCAUAUGAAGAAAUGAUUGGAUGUAAUAAUCCUGAUAGCCCGAUAGAAUGGUUCAACAUUUUAUGCGUUGGAUUAACAAUGACACCUCAGGGUCAAUGGUAGGUACUGACCCAAGUGUACUCAAUAUGGGAAGAAGAAAUAAUUUUAUUAAUUAUGUGCAUUAAUACGAAAUUUUACAAAGGAAACCUGAAAAAAUAAUUUAA
This is a messenger RNA of Chrysoperla carnea, 633 nucleotides long. Its product is annotated as inhibitor of growth protein 5-like. Gene Ontology annotation, cellular component: nucleus. The record is from RefSeq and is a predicted model, not a curated record. NCBI's taxonomy places the organism in Eukaryota, Metazoa, Arthropoda, Insecta, Neuroptera, Chrysopidae. Gene Ontology annotation, biological process: regulation of DNA-templated transcription. The transcript is spliced from 3 exons. The coding region runs from base 335 to 532 and encodes 65 amino acids.